Lactuca saligna is the source of this 3530-nucleotide messenger RNA. The record is from the annotation of a GenBank genome assembly. NCBI's taxonomy places the organism in Eukaryota, Viridiplantae, Streptophyta, Magnoliopsida, Asterales, Asteraceae.
CACACAAAGUCGAUUUUAAACCCAUUAGGUCGGUUCGGUUUUAAACCCAAAAUGAAUUUUUCGGUUUUGAAAAAUUCAAAUAAAAAACUGACGGUUUAAGUUUGGUUUCGUUUUUAUCAAUUUUUUAAUUUUCGAAGUUUCGAUUUUGUUUAGCCCUAAUUAUUACCGGUCUAAAAAACAAUAAACUCGAUGAAAAAGGAAUAAUGGGUUACGAAACCCGGUUACAAAUUAUGGCCGGUUAAAAAAUAGGGCCCAGAAACGUGAACAUUUGGGAAGUCUGUUAAACUUUAAACACGCUUAUCAAUUAUCUUCAUAGCUAAACCCUAAAUCUAAGGGUUUUGAAUUACCCUAAAUCUAAGGGUUUUGAAUUUCGGAAUCGGAGUGAACCGAAGGAACUCAAUUAAGAGCAGGAUGAACUUAGAGGAAGCGGAUCCGGAUUAUUCUGAUUUGAAGAGAGUGGAGCAUGCGAUUGACGCCAUUUAUGAUAAAAGCGGCAAUGACCUUACUUCGGAAGAACUUAGCAGGAUCUCAGGGAAAUUUGUCCAAGAUUUUUUUGGAGAAUCAGUCUACUCUGGACUCGUAUCAAUAACAACUUUACACCUAGAAAAUGUAGCAAAGUCAGUAGAAGCAUCAGAAGACUCAAAUUUUCUAGAAGAACUGAGCCAAAAAUGGAUGGAUUUCAAUACAGCACUAGUAGAGAUAGGUCAAAUACUAAAGGGCAUGGACCUGACCUUCGUUCGUAAUACACGAAAAACUCCGGUCCAUGUAGUUUGUCGGAACAUCUGGCGGGAUAACAUCAUCAACUCAAGUAACAUUGCAAUACGCCUUAAAUCUACACUGCUUGAAGCAGUUAGAAAAGAACGAGCUGGUAUACACGCUGCGAAAUUCUUAGUGAGACACAGUGAAGAUGCUGACGUACAUGGGUAAUGCAAUCUAUAAUGAUUGUUUUGAAAUUCCGUAUCUUGUAUACUGGUCUACUGAUUGCGCUACUGAAUCCCGGGUAUGGAUUGAAACUUUGGAUUGUGGUACAUAUAUUGACAGAAUUGAGAGAAAAUUGGAAGCAGAGAUUAAUAGGGUGUUUCAUUAUCACAGUGUAAAAAUUAAAAAAGUAAAGUAUGAGUUCAGAAAGAAAAUGAUCGAAUGCCACUUGAAACGGUUGCUUGAAUCAGAGGAAUGGGGAUUCAUCCAUUUGAUGAAGGAAGAAAGGUACCUUGAAUUAGGAAGAUUUUACAAUCUUUUAUGUCAGUAUUCGUCACACCAGAAGUAUUCGUCACACCAGAUGUUCAAGGCAAUGUGCUCUUACAUUCAGAAAAUUGGGGAACAACUUGUAGCAGAUCCCGAAAGGCAUCUGAAUCCAGUUGGUUUCGUGGAACGGAUGAUUGAUGAAAAGGAAAAGCUUGAAAGGAUUAUGAGUGUCACAUACUACAACAACAAAUGGUUCUUGGAACGCCCGAUAAACUUGUAUAGUUUGGUACCUCAGUUUUCUGUUGGUCUGCAACCACAGUUGCAGGAAUUGAUCUCGCCAGGACUGUUGAAGAUGAUUGAAAAUGAUGACCACCUGAGGAUACGAAGACUGUAUAAUUGCUUGAAUACCCAUGGGUCUCUCUUAAAUCCGAUGCAAGAUAUUCUGUCUUCUAACAUUCAGAAAAAUGGCUUAGAGGUGAUGAAUCCCCAAUUGUGUAGAGAUCCCUCUGUUCUCCUGCAUAUUUUAUGUGAUCUAAAAGCUAAAUAUGAUAGUAUCAUUAAGCAUGGAUUUGAGAACGAUGCAAAUUGCCGAUGCAUGUUGGGUGAUUGGUGUGGGCAUUUCUUUACAUUAGAACCCAGGUUUCCCGAAAUAAUCUCGUCGGAGUUGUCGAAGAUGAUUGAUGAUGAUGAGCACCUUAAGAUAAACAGACAUUACGUCUUCUUAGGAAGCUUUCUGGUUGGCACAAAGAUGAUGAAAGAUGUUCUGGAAUCACACAUUCGGAAAGCUUGGGAACAACUGAUGAUGGAUGCCCGAUGUCGGACAGAUCUCUUUGUUCUCGUGCAACUGUUACUCGAGCUAAUAGGUAAAUACAAUGAAAUCAUCAAGCAUGGGUUUAACAAAGAUGGGGAUUUUCGAUGCAUAUUGAUAUCUUUGUUUGGGUGUUUCCUGAAAUCAAAACCCCAGAUUCCCGAAAUAAUUCCGUUACAUGUCGAUGACCAGUUUAGAAAAGGUGUGAAAGGGGAAAGUGAAUCGGAGCUCAUGGUUUUGUUAGAUAAAGUCAAGAUGCUCUAUGAUUGUUUAGAGGAAAAACAUAUCUUUGAAAAAUAUUACAAAAGACAUUUAGGUGCUCGUCUUUUAUCAGGAAAUAGUUUGACAGAAGACAUAGAAAUAUCCAGGAGACAAGGCAUUCGGGAAUCUAUUUGCUUUAAAUGCAGAAAAAAUGCUUACUGAUAUCCAAAAUUCAAGAGAGACCAUGCAAGGGUUUUACAUACAGGCGGGGCGAACCGUAUCCGACAUGCCCACAAUUGCGGUUAAUGCUGUAUCAGCCUGGCUCUGGGAGACUCAGCCCACCACCCCAUGCAACCUACCAGCAGAUAUCACUGUUCUAUCCAAUUCAUUCUCUAGUUAUUAUCACCGUGCCAAUGAGGGGCGCCGGCUGACGUGGCAAACAGACAUGGGGUCUGCCAUCAUUGAAGCGACAUUUGAUAAAGGAAGAAAACACGAACUUGAAGCAUCAACAUACCAAAUGUGCAUUCUAAUGCUAUUCAAAAAUGCAGACCAGUUGACGUAUACGGAUAUACAAAUGGCGGUUGCGAUACCUGAGAAUGAUCUCAAACAGUGUUUAUGGUCAUUGGUGUUUAUACCAGGUAAAAAUAUCCUUAGGAAAAGUCCAGAGAGUAAGACAAUCCAGGCAGGUGAUGAGUUUUACUUUAAUGAGGAGUUUUCUAGUGAGUCUUAUAAGGUGAAGCUUGAGACCACUAACGUACGGAAGCAAACCACACCAGAAAAGGAGGAGAUGAUUCGGAAGUUGGAGGAGGAUAGGAAACCGUUGGUUACUGCAAUCAUUAUGAAGGUUAUGAAACAGAAACGAACAAUGGAAUACUCUGAUAUUGUGGUUGCUGUUAGAGAGGAGCUGAAGUUAAGAUUUAAGCCCACUCAUCAAUUGUUAAAGAAGGGGAUUGCGGUUCUUGUUUCUUUGGAGAUGUUGGAAAGGGAUAAGGAGAAUAAGAUGGUGUAUUGGUAUCAAGAUUGAGAAGAAAAUGGCCAUGAUCAAUCAGUUUUGUUGCUGUUUUUUUUUUCCCUAAUGAUUUCAGUUUUUUUUUUCUUUGGUGGUGUAAAAAGGGAUUCAGAGAUAGUUGCUGAAAUGGAUUCAAUUUUACUUUGACGUACUUGUGUUUUAUUUUUAUUUGUUUUUUGUGUUGCUUAUAAUAGCUAGAAGUCAUUUUUGUUUGAAUUAGUGUUGGGAUUUCUUUUAAUCACUCCAAAACAGGAUAUUCCCAAUAAAGUUUGAAUAAUAUGUGUUACUGGAAAAAAAAAUCUUGGCUGAGAGUGCGGGGCUUGCUCA